Molecule: messenger RNA, 2304 nt
Organism: Symbiodinium natans
Lineage: Eukaryota; Dinophyceae; Suessiales; Symbiodiniaceae
Source: the annotation of a GenBank genome assembly
AUGGUGGAUCUGCAGCGAUGUCAACGGCGCUGGGGUUCUUUCUGGCUGGCCAUGCUUGCUGCAAUUUGGUGGAGUCUGGUCAUCUCGUAUGUGGCUGCUCCGUGCAAGCUGGUAGACGAGUCUGAAGUCGCAAUGGCCUUGUUUGCCUGUCAACACUUGGAGCACCUGCCAGCCUAUCUGUCCAGCCUUAGCUUGGUUAUGUGCCUGGUGCUGUGCAUGGGUCUGGUGCCACAUACAGCGCUGACCGCCCCACACCUCCGAUGGGACAUCCUGCCUCACAGCUUAGGCUUCGUCACGUUGGCAGCUGGCAUCCUGAAAGCCUGCGUGGCCACGAUGAGUGAUGCCCUGGAGUUCGGCGGUAUCAUAACAGGGAGGGCGGCCGCGGUGUACCUUAGCAUGAUGUUGCUGGUGAUCUCCAGGCGUUCAGUCCUCGCGGAGUGGCAUGGCCUGGACUAUCCGAUGACGAUCGCUUUUCACCGUGUGGUCGGCUGGUGGGUUGUCGCAAUGAGCCUGAUUCACUCGAUCGCUUUUGUUGUCUUCUACCUCCGGGAGGGUGGCCUGCGCGAGCUCGGGGAGGCAUGUCUCCCAGUGAGCCUAACAUGCGACGAUCCGACAGCGCGCUCCUGCUGGAACACUCUCGGGCUUGUGAACGGCUUUGGUGUGGUUGCUACGACAGCAGUGAUCAUCUUGGGGGCCCUCUCGCGCGAGCAGGUUCGGCGCCGCUUCUACGACGUGUUCUACUACGCCCACCUGGUCGGAGCCUUUGUGUUUGUCCUUUUCUGCGGCCUCCACGACUUUCAGAUGGUGAUUCUGAUGUUUCCAGGCGUGGUGCUGUACGCAAAAGACAGGACAGUGGCCACCAGACAACACGUGGAGGUAGCAGUCGAGGUCGUGUCUCGCAGUGAUGCCGCAACGUUGCUUCUGCUGUCGUGGCAUUCUGCGGAGCAGGAAGCGUCGCAGCUGAUGCCGGGCUCCCGAUGGGUCUAUUUGCAGGAGAAAAGCAUCUCCCGACUCCAGUGGCACCCCUACUCCACCAUCCUUUGUGGGAACUGCGCCCAUGUUCUACUGAAAUGCAUGGGUGACUGGUCCGGAUCACUUGGUGAUGUGGUCGGUUCCGGCGUGACUCUGCGACUGGGGAUCGAAGGCCCAUAUGGCAAGCCUCGGAGGCCGCGAAAUGCAGAGCCCUGCACUCUGCUGCUGGUGGCAGGAGGUGUGGGCAUCUCUCCAUUUCUUGACCUCUUGUACAACCUAAAGGAUCUCCGCGGCCGGUGGCAGGAGAUCAAGCUGGUGUGGGCCGUGCGGGGUGAGGAGUACUGCGGGCUUGCGGCAGCGGUGGACCUCCAGGCCCUGCGCCGGAAAGCUGACAUUUCGAUCUUUAUCACGUCCGAAGAACUGGUGGAAGCCGACGUUUGGAUCAACAGCCGGGUCGCACGAAUCGGGCCAGAGAGCGAGACCCCAAAGCACCUCCCGAAGAAGGUGCCCGUCGCCCUCUCCUCGGCGCUCAUCGUGAUGGGUGCGCUGGCCUCUGAUGUCAUGGUGCGCCAGUGGCUCAGCAGGGCGCGGCCCAUGGCAAGCAGUCUGACAGAGUAUGCCCUGCUAUUUCGACUCAUGCCCCUGUUAAUUGUCGCCUUUGCCGUCCUGCUGCUGAUCCUGGCCCUGCUGCUGGUGGCAAAACUUGUGCGAAUCCGAGGCCACGACUCGCAAAGCGGACCUGCCCCGAUAUCCCUCGGCAUGGCAGAGGGUGUGCAUGGAGAGAGACCUCUCAGCAUCCAGCACCGGAAGUUGGACCUCUGGGCGCUGCUGGAGCAGGAGGAGGACGACCCGAGGGAAGCCACUGAGCCGAUUGCCGUUUGCCGUUUCAAGACGCAGACGCAUUGUCGGGGUCAUCGGAGCGCGCCAAAUGGGGACGCUGAACAGAACCAUCGCCCCAUCACGGACUUUGAACGCUUGCAAUCCUUGCGCUUGGGACCCAUGGAUGACUCAUGUGCUCAUCAACGUCACGAAGGCUUUUCCCUUUUUCCACCCCUGAACCUGCGGCCGAGCCAGGCAGCCGCACAGGAUGAGCCGUCGGACAUCGUGGACGACUUCCAGAAGGAAGCGCGCCUCUACACGAAUGCUUCGUUCCCUCGGCACCUCCAGGUAAGCUCCAAUGAAGAUGUCGUGGACAUCCAGUACACCGGUCUUGAGUGGUUCCCGCCACUGGAUCAGAGCCCUCCGGGCCUCUUCACCGGUGCCUGCCUGUAUGCCGGGACGAACUACACAUCCUGGCGAAUUCAAACAGAUAAGACAGUGUAUGGAAGUUAG